Molecule: messenger RNA, 1840 nt
Organism: Amborella trichopoda
Lineage: Eukaryota; Viridiplantae; Streptophyta; Magnoliopsida; Amborellales; Amborellaceae
Product: alpha/beta-Hydrolases superfamily protein
Source: RefSeq, a predicted model, not a curated record
UGAGCAAAGCACAGGGGAUGGAUGCGUCUUUGGGUUUGUUUCUGAGCAUUCUCAUCUCCCCUGCAGAUUUAGCAGCCUUUGACUAAAUCUGGGCCGUUAAAAUGACCCCAUCUAUGGGAUUUGAGUACUAUUCCUCUUUAGCCGUCCUGAAACAACAGAUCAUCACACUGCCAGUUAGAUCGGAUCCCGCAUUCAUAACAAGACCUUUGUGGUUUUAAUACUAUGCCACCCCCUCUCACGGGGCUCUUAUUCAAUUCUACAGACCCAUGUUGAAAUUGUUUGUAUUACACUUGGGUAUGUGAGAGAAGUGAAUCUAUACGAGAGAAUGAAUGUUUUCAUUAUUGGACAGGUGAGGGAAUGAAUGUUUUGAUUGUUGGGUUUCUGAAAGAAUGAGCUUUCCAUUGUUGGGUAUGCAAGGAAAUGAAGUAUUCAUGAUUUGGAUUGAUUUUUUCAUUGUUGGGUGUGUGAGAGAAUGAAAAAUUUUCAUUGUUGGGCUAUUGAAUUGAAGCCUGAUCAUCAUCUUCUUCAUAGAUUGAAAUGAACCUGUCGUUGCUUCUCUGAGUGUUUUUGUUGAUGGGAAAUGUAACUUCUAGUGUUGCCGCAAAGUUUGCGUUUUUCCCACCAGACCCACCAACCUAUGAUGUUUACAGUGAUGAAGGUAAGUUCUUCUUCACAGGGGUUGGCCCUGAUGAAAACAUGGAUGUUCACCUUCUUGACACAAAGGGGGGCAAUAAGAUUGUAGCCACUUUUUGGAGACACCCAUUUGCGAGGUUCACUUUGCUUUACUCUCAUGGAAAUGCUGCUGAUCUAGGCCAGAUGCAUGAGCUGUUCAUUGAGCUUAGAGCCCAUCUUCGUGUUAAUAUUAUGAGUUAUGAUUACUCCGGAUAUGGAGCGUCUUCUGGCAAGGCCUCAGAGUUCAACACAUACUAUGACAUAGAGGCAGUGUAUCAAUGCUUGAAAAGAGAGUAUGGAAUUAGACAGGAGGAUGUGAUUCUUUAUGGGCAGUCAGUUGGGAGCGGACCCACUUUACACUUGGCUUCUCGUUUACCGAAGCUAAGAGCAGUUGUUCUUCAUAGUGCCAUUCUAUCGGGCAUACGCGUUCUCUAUCCAGUGAAAAUGACAUUCUGGUUCGACAUUUUUAAAAACAUUGACAAGAUACGGCAUGUCAACUGCCCUGUUCUUGUAAUACAUGGAACUGAAGAUGACAUAGUCGAUUGGUCUCAUGGGAAACGAUUGUGGGAGCUUUCCAAGGAGAAAUACGAGCCUUUAUGGAUCAAAGGCGGUGGUCAUUGCAACUUGGAGACCUACCCAGAAUACAUCAAACACCUCCGCAAAUUCAUAAAUGCAAUGGAGAAGCUCUCUCUUGUGAAACAAUCAAAGCUAAGUAACCCGCAAAACCAGAGCUUCACUGAGUCUAAACAUAACAAGUGCUUGAGAUUUGGAAAGAAAUAAAAGAAGUUGCUUCUUCAUUCCGGGGUCAAGUGCUAGAGGAACCAUGCCCAUUUAUAAGCAUUCAUAGAAAGCUCAAGCUCAUCAUUUUCAUGGCAGAUUGCUUUGUUUUUGAAGCAAAGCCUGGUAUUUACUAGGAUUGCUUUUUUGGGUAUUUCUUGUUAACUCUAGGAAGAGGUUAGAGAGCUCGUUUUAAUUGGAUAUUUUGUGUCUUACACUGUAUGGAAACUUUUUAGUUGUUUCGAUUUUGUUGGCAGCCUUCCCUUGUGAAAGAACAUAUUCUGGGCCUCUGAUCAGGAUCGAUUACUCGAUCGGCCAUGUUAGAGUCUUCUGUAAAGUAGAUUACCAUUCAAUUUCAAUGGAUAUAGAAAGGCGUUCAAUCUGGUUUUUA